This is a messenger RNA of Miscanthus lutarioriparius, 309 nucleotides long. Lineage: Eukaryota; Viridiplantae; Streptophyta; Magnoliopsida; Poales; Poaceae. The record is from the annotation of a GenBank genome assembly.
AUGCAGAACAUGUUGGAUGGGCACCAUCAGCUCGCUAUGAUGCAGCAGCAGCAGCAUCAGAACCACGGCCAGCAGCAGCAGCACCCGCCGCAAGUAGCCACGAGUGAGAGCGAUGCACGCGGCCCACGCCACGACGAGCUGCUGAUGGAGAGCAAGUCUGCCAGCGACAACAUGGAGGGAGGUGCCGGGUCAGGCUCCGGUGGUGAGGAACUGGAGCCUCUCCAGGUCAAAUUUUGGUUCCAGAACAAGCGUACCCAGAUGAAGAUCGAAGACGAGGUCACUCGCAUUCAUGCAUAUCACCAGUACUGA